GAGAUUUGCCCGACACGAUAGGCCUCAACUACUUCCAGUACAUCAUGGGGUCAGUGGUGGUUGCGAAAACGCCGCUGACGCAGGAGGGAUUAGAUGUUCUCCUUGGGCUUGGUCCUGCAACUGCUAAAGACCCGCUCAAGCUUCCAGACGGAUCUUCAAUUAAGCUCUUAACUUCAAAAGGGCUCAUCGCGUCGCUCAGCUCCAUACUGCGUACUGAAGAGGACACCAUCCGACUACUACACGCGUCUGUUGCUGAUUUCCUUACUGACCCAGUACGCUGUACAGACGCUCGUUUCUUUAUUGGCAUAUCCAUUCAUAAUCGAAUUCUGGCACUUUGAUGCCUGGAGACUUUGGAA
Messenger RNA from Serpula lacrymans var. lacrymans S7.9, 356 nucleotides. RefSeq lists its product as uncharacterized. Lineage: Eukaryota; Fungi; Basidiomycota; Agaricomycetes; Boletales; Serpulaceae. The transcript has a single exon. The record is from RefSeq and is a predicted model, not a curated record. The coding region runs from base 45 to 338 and encodes 97 amino acids.